GAAAUAAACAAUGGGAUGAUCGGUGUCAAAGCAACAGAAUGUUCGGGUCCGUCAGCCCAACGUGGAAAUACGUCAUCGAAUUUUUCAAAUAAUCACCAUUUACAACGUCAACCAGUGACACCAACAUCUCGUGAGCGAGCAAUGCAUGCUAUAGAAUAUUACAAUAGUAAUGUGCUUAAAGCACGAAUGGGUGCAGGACUUGCUGGCCCAAGAAGUUCAGUCAAUGAACGUCAUAUGAGCUUCGGCGGUGGACGACCAUUGAAUACAGUCGGUUCAAGGUUGUAUCCAUCUCACGGUGAAAACAUUUACCGAAGUAAUUCGAGCUUGGAAUUACUCGAUGCUGGAAAUAACAACGAAACCAUUACACAUUUAAGUGGACCAUUAAGACGAGAGUACGGUUCUCAUGGAUCAAUCGAUGUGAUCUCAUCUGAUAGAAGUCCCGUCGCUGCAUCAGCUGGCGAAAAUUUCUUUGCAAUGUUGCAAGAAUAUCGUCCCGCUGUUCUUGGAUUAAGCGAAGCAAAUGAGAAGCGUAAAGAACAAACUGAGGUCGUAAAUAAUCAUCGCAACAGUACGAUCGUUGAAGAACAAAUCGACCGUGGUAAUUCAAGUCCAAAAUUAAGAAUGAAACUUAAACUUUGGGGACCGACAAAAACUACACGUUCACAAUCUCAUGUUCCAACAGUUGAUGAAGGCAAUGGAAUCACAUUAAAUGUUUCAUCAUCAAACUCAAGUGUCACUUCAGUUGCUGCUGCUGACAUUGAAGAACGAACAAAGCGACGAGCUUUCGCUCAUUACGAUUGUCAGUCAUUGACUGCAAACUUGGGUUAUGCUGCAAAGUUACGUGGACUUUUAUUAGCACGAAGAAGAAAUACAACAACUGGUGCUUCAGCUGCUGCUAUGUACAGUACACGAUCAUCAACACCUGAUGGUGACAGUAACGAUGAAGAUUAUGGAGAUGGAUUUAACAAUGAAUUGCUAGAAAAUUGUCCAUUCUUUCGUAACGAAGUGGGUGGUGAAGAAGAACGUGAAGUUAGCCUCACAAGAAUGGGCCAAUCUAAUAAUAAAGUUCAAAAGCGUCCAAUUCAUCGUCCAACAUUAGCGUAUGGAGUAUCAGUUCUUGAAUGCUUAACAAAUGAAACUUUAUGGAAUAAACAUACAUGUCCUUAUCAGAAGGGAUUAAAGCCGAUUGAACAAGUCGAUAAUGGUGCAUAUUAUUACCGGAAAUUCUUUUAUGGACAAGAACAUCAAAAUUGGUUUGGAAUGGAUGAACAACUUGGACCUGUUGCGAUAUCAAUAAAGAAGGAAAAACCUUUCAAUCAACCAAUAACAUCUGAUCCAAAUCAUCAACAGCAUCUUUAUCGAUUGAUUGUUCGAACCAGUGAAUUGUUGACACUUCGUGGAUGUGUAUUUGAAGAUUCAAUUCCAAAUCCACGUGGUGCUGGAAAAGCGAUAAAUACCAAAGAAGUGCUUGAAUAUGUUGCACCCGAAAAAGUUCGAUUGAAGGGCUUUGAAAACUACAAAGCUGGAUUGGACAACAAAACAGAUUCAACGGGAACACAUUCAGUUUAUGCAACUUAUCAAGAUUGUGAAGUUAUGUUUCAUGUGUCAACAAUGCUUCCGUUUACACCAAACAAUCGACAACAAUUACUUCGAAAACGUCACAUUGGUAAUGACAUUGUUACGAUUGUAUUUCAAGAACCUGGCGCUUUACCAUUCACACCAAAAAAUAUUCGAUCUCAAUUUCAACACGUAUUUGUAAUCGUUCGUGCUGUUAAUCCAUGUAGUGAAAAUACUUUUUAUCGUGUUGGUGUAUCACGUUCCAAAGAAGUACCAGUGUUUGGACCACCAAUAAGGAUCAAUGCUUUAUAUCAGAAGGGAAAGAACUUUUCUGAAUUUCUUCUCGCGAAAAUUAUCAACGCUGAAAAUGCCGCACAUCGAAGUGAAAAGUUUGCAACGAUGGCAACGAGAACAAGGCAAGAAUAUUUGAAGGAUCUCUGCACAAAUUACUGCACACAAACCCCAGUUGAAACAGGACAAAAAUUUUCUAUUUUUCCGAUAAAGAAGAAGGAACCCACAAAGCCAAGAUUCAGUGUCAUUGAAAGGUUAAGAAAUGUUUCAAACGGUUGCGGUGCUCUGGAGUUGAGUUUAAGACGAAAUUCAAUGGGACAAUUGGGUUUUCAUGUUCAACCUGAUGGUGUCGUUACACAAGUUGAAAUGAAUGGACAAGCUUGGACAGCAGGAUUACGGCAAGGUUAUCGAUUAGUUGAAAUAUGUAAGGUUGCUGUCGCUACUUUGUCACAUGAUCAAAUGGUUGAUCUUCUUAAAACAUCGGUUCAAGUUACCGUGACAGUUAUUGAAUCAUUUUCUGAUUUUUCACCACGACGCGGUUGCUUCGUGUCAAGUUGCAAGUUUAAUGCGAUUAAUUAUGAAGAUGAUUACGAGAAUGUUGAUGGAAAAGGAAAAGGUGUAAAGAAACCAGCAGCAGCACCACAAAUUCAAGCAACUGCAAAUCAUCAAAAGCGUUAUGAAAGAAAUUUUUCACCACCAAGAUCGAGUAACAGUUCUGGCUAUGGGACUGGAAGUUCAAGUCGAUCUUUUACAGCGAAUAAUGAUCAAAGAUUUGUUCCAGAUAUGGGAACAUUAACAUCGUCAUCAAGUGGACAUUCAAGUAACGAUGAAAGAUGGUACGACGUUGUUGAACAACAACAACAACAGCAGCAACAAAAUGAUUCAAAAAAUGAUCAUCAUCAAAAAUUGGGUCCCUCAAUAUCACUUCCAUUGACACAAAACAAUCCGUUAACAAUUCAUGAAGGACGUCCAUUACCGAGACAAGCUAAUAUUGAAUAUUUAGCUCAGCAUCGACAACAACCAAAACCAAUGUCAGAUUAUGUUUCACCGGAAACUUUAAUGAAGAAUUUUCACAUGAGUGACGAUCAUUUGAAAGGAAAUGUUGAGAAGAAUAAUAAUCAUCGACCUGAACCAAUCUACAGUGUAUCAAUGAAGAAUGCAAACAUUAAUCAUCAAACUUCUUCUUUAGAUGAAGAUGAUUUAAAUCGAACGAAUAAGACAGUGGAAGUUACACAAUUGAAACGUUCAGCAACGACGAAUAACAUUCAAUCAACAAAGAAAACUUCCGCAACAACAACUGUUGCACCACAAACGUCAUCAUCAUCGUCAUCAAGUCGAAACAAUAGUCCUCGACCGCUAACAGAAGCUAAACUAAGGCCAGGUGUAACAAAUCGAUCUACUAAUCCAAAUCAUCGAGCGAGCGUUCAUUACAGCAGCACAUUGCAAGAAGAUUUACUUAAAUUAAUCAAUCCAGAUUACUUAAUGGGUGCAAGUGACGACAACUUUCAUCAGGGCGGAUUAACGAAUUCGAUCAUGAAACAACAGAAAAAUUCACCAAAUAGUCAUAGUUUGGGAAAUUUAUCGAGUAAUUUGCAGUCAUCACCUUUGAAAGCUGCAAUCAUUUCUGAUGAUCUCAUUUUGGCUAAGAAGAAAUCGCGGUCACGAGAAGGAAUUAAUUUAGGAAAUGGUGGAAAUGUUGGUGGUAACUUGAAACUUCAUCGAUCAAAUGGAACAUCACCUGAUGAAGAAAUUAUCAUCACAACUGCUAGACCAGCAACUGUUAUUUCAUCAUCAAGUUCAUCGCCAGCACAUGAGGUCUUACAAAAUUCAAAGUUACUUCACAUUAGUGAAGAGAAGAUGAAAGUUUCACCAAGAAAGCAAUUGAAUGGAAAUAGCGUACUUUCAAUGAGUGGUGGAAUGAUAAGAAAUAAAUUUCCAGUCUUAGCUGACAUGAAAGAUUCUGAUUGGAAUAAUUUAGUUGAUACAGCAACACGUGCGAUGCUUCAGAUCUCAGAGAAUGGAACUGGACAUCAAGAGAAUCUUUAUGAAGAGUUAAAUGCUUUAACAAAUGGUGGAGUUGCUGCUUCAAUGACCCAUCAUGGUUCAUCAUCGAAUACAACGCCGAAUUCUCUUUCACCGAUUUCAAAUUCAGGCGGUGGAAGCAGUAGCAGUAGCGUUUAUGGUGCUAAUGGUGUUAAUGGAAAUUCGCCAGCAAAUGCACUUCCUGAGCUACAGAGUCAAGUCUCUCAACUCUCUGAUCGUGUAAUGCGGGAACAAAGAAGACGAAGAAGUCUCGAAGUUGCUGUGAAGAAGUUAACAGAGGAAAAUCGUCGUUUACAGGAUGAAAGUCAACAGGCUAUCUUGCGCAAGAGAAGUUUAUUCAGAAAAGUUGUUACGUGGAUGUGCGUAUUGAUCUUGUUGUUAAUCGUCGGUUUAUAUAAAUUAAUUGUAACAUCAAAUCAUCCAAUGGCAAUAAGAAAACAUUUUUAUUAUAUUGAACCAGUUAAUUCAUUUUUCCGAAGUAAAACAAUCACGAAUGAGACGAAAGAUUGGAAUGAUUUCUUGAUGCUAAAAAAUGACAGGAAAAGAGUUGGAUUUGGAGAAUAUGGCUUGAAAACCUUUGUAGAGCAUGAAGAUAAAAUAAUGCAGUUAAGUAUAAUGCAUCAAAAUGGCCACAAUACUAUGGUAUCAGAUAAAAUCGCUUUAAAUCGAUCUGUUCCCGAUUUAAGAAGUGUUUCCUGUCGUAAGAAAUUUUAUAGAUCGAAAUUACCAACCGUAUCAGUCAUCAUGCCCUUCUAUGAUGAACACUUGUCAACUCUUUUAAGAUCACUGCACAGUAUAAUUAAUCGUUCUCCACCUGCACUUUUGAAAGAAGUUAUUUUAGUGAAUGAUGCGUCAACGAAAGCUUUAUUAUACGAUAAUUUAGAAAAUCAUAUCAGGGAACAAAAAUGGAGUAACAAAGUGAAAUUAUUAUUGAUGGAUGGUCGAUCUGGUCUCAUCUGGUCACGGUUAGCUGGUGCACGUGCUGCAACGGGAGAUGUUUUGCUUUUUCUAGAUUGUCACGUUGAAGUUGGUUACAACUAUUUACCUCCACUUCUCGAUCCAAUUGUCGAUAAUUAUAGAAUUGUCGUAUCACCAACACUUGAUAUUAUUGAUAAACAUACGUAUGAGAUCAGACCAAUUGGUCAAGGACGAACUGUCUUCGAUUGGAGCUUUCAUCCUCAGCGUAUUCCAUUAAGAGAUCCAACAAAAGUUGAUUUAUAUGAAACACCCAUAAUGUAUGGUGCAGCUUAUGCAAUAGCUGCAAAAUUUUUCUGGGAAUUAGAACCUGACAGUGGUCUAAUAAUUUACGGUGGUGAUCAACUGGAAAUGAGUUUUAAGAUAAAUCUUUGUGGUGGAAUACUCUAUGAAUCUUCAUGCUCACGAAUCGCACAUCUUUAUAGAAGAUUUCCUUACAGGAAAGCUAAUGCGGGCUUAGAUUACAAAGCAAGGAAUAAUAAAAGAGUGGCAGAAAUUUGGCUGGAAAAUUACACGAAAUAUUUUUAUGCGAGACAUCCAGAACGUUAUGAGAAUGUAGAAAUUGGCGAUAUUUCAUCUCAAUUAAAGCUAAAGCAGAAACUUCAAUGUAAAGGAUUUUCUUAUUUCUUUGACGUUCUUGCACCAGAUAUGCUUGAAAGAUAUCCAUUUAAAGAACAUCAUAGUUUUGCACAUGGAACGCUCCGAAACGAAGAAUUCAAUAAGUGUCUUCAAAUCACUGAUCACGAACAUGGCGGAAAUGUUAUGUUAGCAAAAUGCAGUCAUAAUAAAACAAGUCCACAUAGUCAGCAAUAUUUCGUGUUGAGAUAUCACAGGGAUAUAAUGAUUUAUGGAAAAUCGGACUGUUUAGAAGGAUCAGCUAAUGGUGUAAAGUAUGCAAGAUGUCAUUAUGAGCAAGGCAAUCAAUAUUUUCGAUAUGAUCCCGAAUCACAUUUACUUUAUUGGGGAAGAAAACGAAAUAAUUUAUGUCUCGACGCCAGUGAAAAACAUGAUUACGUUUUUAUAAAUUUCUGUGACUCAGACAAACAUUCACAACAUUGGAGAUGGGGAACUUAUAUGGUUCAUAUGUUGAAGAAUUGGGCUUCUACUGGCGCCGCUAUUUUGGAUGAAUUCGAAAUCGAAGAUCUUCAAUCAGAUCAAGCUUUCACUAAUCCAAAUCAAGUUCCCCUUGAGGAUGAAAAGAAUGCAGAUAAUCAAGCACAAGGAGAAGAACUUCCAUCGAAUCAAGUUGUCAAAAAUCCGAAUGAAGUACCGGCUUCCCAACAACAAGUUCCAGAUAAUCAAGCACAAAGAGAAGAACUUCCAUCAAACCAAGUUGUCAACAAUCCGAAUGAAGUACCGGCUGCCCAACAAAAAGUUCCAGAUAAUCAAGCACAAAAGGAAGAACUUCCAUCAAACCAAGUAGUCAACAAUCCGAAUGAAGUUGAAGGAUUACAACCAUUGAUAACUAAAUUGAAAAUAAACAAUAUAAAUGAACUUUUACAAACUACACCUGAACUCAAUAAUUAUUCUCCUGAGCAAUGGAAAAGAACGCAUGACUUUUUAAAAGGAGAAGGUUUUAACACAAAUAGCUUUGCUUACAUGAUUUCACAAAACCCCAAACUGAUCAAAACACCGGAAAUUCAUAUUUGCGAAUCAAUUAAUACUUGGAAAUCUUUCCAAUUCGGUGAACGUAACACAAUAAAAUUACUUGAAAAGUUUCCCGAACUAUUAAAUAUUCAACAGUCAAAGGAAUUCACGAAAACGUUUAAUACCAUAAAAUCCUUUGUUGGAGGUGGUCAGAAUAUUUACAAGUUGCUGAUGAGCUCACCAUCGAUACUUUUUGAAAGUCUUCCAGAUAUUGAUGAGAAAAUUGAUUAUAUUAGCAAUGUCAUGAAGGUUGAAGUAUCACAAGUAUAUAAGUCAACAGUGAUGUCUCUUGACAUUGUUACUUUAAAAACUCGCCAUGUCUUUCUUGAACGCCUUGGACUAUUCAUUGCUAAGAAAGUCAAAGACAAGGAUGAAGUUAAAAGUAACGAUAAGAACCCUAAACUAUUCCGAAUCGCUGACACAGACGAUAAGACUUUCGCUACCAAAGUUUGUUCCGUGACAUUAGAAGAAUUUGAAACUUUCCAAGAACUUUACAAAAAAGAAUUAGAUCAAGAGAUUGAUGAUGAGUCAUCCGAUGAAGAAAGCUAUGAGACUGGACAUGACGCAUCUGUAAAAAUAGAAUUUGAAAUUUACAAAACAAUGGGUUUAUUCGGGAAUUCUGCGACAAGUGCUUUGGAGGCUGAAAUUGAGAAGGCAACCAGUGAGAAAAAUAUUUCCGAGAAAUGGGGAAUGAUUAUGGAUAUUUGUGAUAGGAUAGGAACCAAUUCAACCGAAGCUAAAGAGAGUUUACGGAUAAUUAUGAAACGUUUAAAUCAUCCAGAUCCUCAUGUUGUUGUGCAAGCCAUUACACUUCUUGACGCAUGUGUCAAUAAUUGUGGAAAGAAUUAUCAUUUAGAAAUUGCAUCGCGUGAAUUUGAAACCGAAUACAAAAGACUUAUUCAGAAAAGUCAAUUGCCCGUUGCUGCUAAACUGAAAGCGUGUCUCAAGAAAUGGGCAGAAGGUGACUUCAAGAAAGAUCCUCAACUAAAUUUAAUUCCUUCAUUGUAUAAUAAAUUGAAACAAGAAGGACACGACUUUUCCGAUCCUGACACGACACCAAAACGCGAAGUACAAUUGAGUAAAGAUCCAAAUGUUGUGUCUAGUCAACAGGAAGAAGAUGAUAUUUUAAAAGCCAUUGAGCUUUCGCUUAAAGAUAAGACAGCAUCACCGAAAGCUCAAACUACUACUUAUUCAUCAUCUCUUUAUCCAUCUAUGAACAUGCCAAGUUCAUCAACUGGUGCUACGAAUGCAUCAUCUGCUUCCGCUCCAGCAUCAGAACCGAGGAAAGUUCGAGCACUUUAUGAUUUCGAAGCUGUUGAAGACAAUGAAUUAACAUUCAAAGCUGGUGAAAUAAUUAUGGUAAUCGAAGAAUCAGAUCCAAAUUGGUGGCGCGGAACAAAUCAUCGUGGUGAAGGCUUCUUUCCGGCUAACUUUGUUACGGCAGAUUUAAGUGCAGAGCCUGAAGAUCUGAGCAAAGAUAUCAAAUCAAAUAACAAAAAGUCAGAACAGGUCCAUGAAGAAGCACAAAAUGUUCAAAAUCAACAACCAGUAGAAAUUAAUGAAGAGGCCAUUGAUCGUUUACUUUUCCUUCUUCAUGAAGCUGAUCCGUCAGAUCCAUCGCAAGAUAGCCAAGAAAUGUUACGAUUGGAAAAUGUUGUAAACCAGAUGGGGCCUUUAAUAGACUCAGAACUUGAACGAGUAGAUAGAAAGCAUGCUCAGUUAACUCAGUUAAGCAGUGAUUUGAUUGACACCAUAAAUCUUUAUCAUAGUUUGAUGCGAGAGACUGAACGUGCUCCAGCCAUGAAUCUUUAUUCCGGAUUUUCACAUAAUCAAAUGUUUGGUGGUGUUCCAGGUGUUGGUUUUCCGCACAACGCUUAUGGUUUGCCACCUGGUAGUAUGAUGCCACCAGGAAUGAUGAUGGGAAUGCCAGGACAUGGACAUCCACAAACUUCAUCGACUCCACAAGGUAACUUUCCAAUGCCUCAAGCUCCUGGGAACUUUCAACAACAUUCUGGACUAAAUAAUAUGAUGCCACCAGUUUCACAACAAAAUAUGAAUCAACCCACGACUAAUGGACAUCAACAACAACAACAGCACCAACAUCAACCGAGUAGUGUGCAACAAAUGCCACAACAACAAAUGCAAACUCAAAAUAUAAUGUUACAAAUGCCAAAUGGACCACAACAAAUGAUGCCACCGGCACAACAGCAACAAAUUCAAGCACCAGGUCAAAACUUCCCCCCACAGCAACUUCAACAGCCUCCUUCGACUACAGCGGCACCUCAACAACAUCAAAAUGGAAUUCAACAACCAAAUUAUCGGAUGAAUCCAAUGCCAAUGUCACAUCCCAACAUGCAGUCACAACUUAAUCAAAUGAUGGGAAAUAUGACAGUUCAGUCACCACCAACAUCAAUGCAGAAUCUUCAUCAAAUGACACAACAACAAGGACCUGGAAUGCAAAUAACUCAACCGAUGACGUUUAAUCUUCAAGCAGAUUCCAAUCAGAAUAUUCCGGUUUAUCAGCAACAACGAUAAAUGCUAUGUAGCGAAAUUUUUGAUUAUACUUUUAUAUCGUCGAUUAUUAUUUAUUGUUUAGAAUGAUUCAGAAAAUGGAAACUUUUAAAAUUUCUGUAACGAAGAAGUUGUCUCCGUAAGCCUCAAUUUUCCGUCGCUAUCACUCUUUGUUAAGUAGCAACUCGCUUGCAUAUUUCCUUUAAACUGCAAAUGCUUAAUGGGCUUUUUUUUCUUAUUUAUGUUGGUGCGCUAUUAUCCCGAUUUAUUAUUCGUAGAAUAUAAAAGAAACCAUUACGUAGAUAUAAUGUAUAAUUUUACUCACAUAAAUAUGAACAUUCUGUUGAAUUAAAUAAAAUAACAAUUUAAUUAAAUUAUAACUUUUCACGUUGUUGUGGUAUUUUAUUUCAAAGUUUAUGAAUUUUUUUAAUUUCAUUAUCAAAAUAAUCAACCAUUUCUAAAAAGUCUGGAUAAGUCGACAGAGUUGAAAUCUGUUCUUUUGUGACAAACUUAAAAUCUGUAUGUUCAUCUGACAAGGUUGGAUCACGACCAGACACUAACUCUGCUAGCCAAUAGACGACAACUUUUGGUUUGCCUUUGACAUUGUAAUUUAAUGUUUUUGAUAAAUCUUUAUAAAUUUUAAGAUCGUUCUCUGUGAAGCCAGCUUCUUCUCUUGUUUCACGUAGAGCUGUAGUGUAGUCAUCUUCCCCAGGAUCAACAUGACCUUUCGGUGGUGUCCAAUGGAGUUCUCCGUAACUUGCUUUCAGAAGAAGAUAUUCAAUUCUUGAUGACACCAAGCGAUAGAUGAGAAAGCCAGCAGCUCGUUUUAUCAUUU
Molecule: messenger RNA, 9859 nt
Organism: Clunio marinus
Lineage: Eukaryota; Metazoa; Arthropoda; Insecta; Diptera; Chironomidae
Source: the annotation of a GenBank genome assembly